GGUGUCUGUUGUAUGAUGUCUCCUCUCGUUGCCCGCCUGCUGCUUCUUGUCUGCUUGGCUUUACCUCUUUAUGGCGUGGAAAAGGUGAGAAACAGAGGAUACCGAAAGGAUCCUGACGCUGACAAGUAUGGGAGCUGCAUGCAGGGGCCCGCAGGCCUCCCUGGCAGAGAGGGUAACCCUGGAACCAAUGGCAUCCCGGGGACGCCGGGCAUCCCCGGCCGUGACGGGCUGAAAGGUGAGAAAGGCGAGUGCAUUAAUGAGAUCUUCGAGGAGCCCUGGAGGCCCAACUACAAGCAGUGCGCCUGGAACUCUCUGAAUUAUGGGAUCGACCUGGGUAAAGUAGCUGACUGCACGUUCACCAAGCUGCGUUCAGACAGCGCCCUCAGAGUCCUCUUCAGUGGUUCCCUCAGACUCAAGUGUAAGAAUGCAUGCUGCCAGAGGUGGUACUUCACCUUCAACGGAGCAGAAUGCACGGGACCCCUGCCCAUAGAGUCCAUCAUCUACUUAGACCAAGGAAGCCCUGAGCUCAACUCAACCAUCAACAUCCACAGAACGUCCUCAGUUGAAGGGCUCUGCGAGGGUGUCAAAGCAGGGUUGGUGGAUGUGGCCGUGUGGGUGGGGACCUGUGCUGACUACCCCAGAGGUGAUGCGUCUACAGGGUGGAACUCAGUAUCCAGGAUUAUCAUUGAGGAGCUGCCCAAAUAAAAAAAUAAAGGGUGCAUGUUUAGGGAGGGACCAGCGCUGGUAGUAUAAGAGUAUGUUUUCUGGCCCUCCAAAAUGAUCAGGUACAGUUUGCUAAGGGGUCACAGCAUCACUGAUGCUAACUUGAAUGUUUUUGUGUUUUCUUUAAAUACCAUACCAGUUGACAGGCCUAUAAACAAGAAUACUGUGUCAUUCUGUCUUCCUUAAAUAAACUUUGUACUGUAGCUGUACUGCUCAUGGCUGCUGCUGGUAUACAGUAACCAUUUAACAGACAAGACACUGACCAUAUUUAAACUGUGUC
This is a messenger RNA of Chelmon rostratus (copperband butterflyfish), 1003 nucleotides long. RefSeq names its product collagen triple helix repeat-containing protein 1-like. The record is from RefSeq and is a predicted model, not a curated record. Lineage: Eukaryota; Metazoa; Chordata; Actinopteri; Chaetodontiformes; Chaetodontidae. The coding region runs from base 13 to 705 and encodes 230 amino acids. The transcript has 4 exons.